AUGCUCAUGUGCUCCAUCUUCCCUGUUCCCCCGCUCCAGGAGAUCCAGAGGCUGACCUUGCAGCUCAGAGACAAGGAGCUGGAGCUGGAGAGCAUCAGGUGUCAGCCCGACCACGAGAAGGACCGCAACAUCCAGAAGCUGCGGUCGGCCUUGGAGGAGAGGGAGCGGUCCGAGGCCACCAGAGCUGUCCUCUGCAACUCCCUAGUGGAGGAGGCCGACCAGCUGCGUGGGCAGCUCGGCACCACCGUGAAGGUGUGCCAGGAGCUCCUGGCGAGGCUGGAGAAGAAGGGCGAAGGAGAGGUGGAGGAGGUGGCCCACCAGCAGAGGGCUAAGGAGAUGGCAGAGUCCCCGGACAUGACUGUUGCCAACGCUCAAAUCGUUCAACUUCAGGAGGAGAAUAAACAGCUAAAGCAGCGAGUGGCAUAUGUACAAGGUUUGAAUUCCCAGUGGCAGAAGUACGACUCCAGCAGGGAGGACUAUAUCCGAGGAUUAUGUCAGAGGCUGAAGGAGAGCACUGGACAGGGCUUGGUGCCUGGGCUGGGUUCUCUCAGCACUGGGUUGCUUCAUCACGAGAUUUCCAGGCUCAACGGCUUACUGGAAGAGAAGAUGAGUGAGUGCGCACGGCUGGGAAGAGACGUCGAUGAUACAAGGAGGAAGGACCAAGAGUGCAUCCAGACAUUGGAGCAACAGGUUCUAAUCUACACAGAGGACUUUAAGUCGGAGCGUAGAGACAGAGAGCGAGCACAAGGCCAGAUCCAAGACCUGAAGGAGCAGGUUUACCAGUUAAAACAGCAGCUACACAAACAGCAGGGAGCCACCAGAGAGAGCAGUCGUGUGCACAUAGGACACAGGAUCUCCAUACGGAGACACAAGGACAAUACAGAGCAUCUACUGAGGACCACCGCCGAGACACAGCAACAGCCCGCAGCUGCUGCAGUAACAUCGAACCCCGUCUGGAGCGAGUUCCAGGACCUGUCCGAGCUGCAGUGUCCGCGUUGCCAGGCCAAGUUCAGUGACACAGACACUGCAGAGUACCUGAAACACUGGGAGGAAUGUGCCAAACUGUAAAUGAAAACUCAUUCGGAAAAGACAAUCAUUUGCUGACAGUAACUGAACACUGACGAGCAGCACUACACGGCAGAAAAUAACCUGGGUGGAGUUUCCAUUUUCGCGAGGUGUAACUACAAAUGAAUCAAUUGACGUAAGAUGUUUGUACAUAGAGAAACAAAAGUGUACAACCCCCAGAUCCCCUGUCACAGGAGAAAUGAGUUCAUCAAGCCUUUAGUUAAAAAAGAAAAAGUGUCAGGUUCUGAGUCCUGGGGCAACGCAUGGGAUUAUUGUGGAGGGGAAGAGGAUGUCGAUGCAAUAUAUCAAAUAUCAUAUACCUCAAUAUGUCCAAUUACAAACCUGUUGCACUUUCUUCACAUUUAGCCGAAAAACUAUUUGUAGGAUUGUACGAUUUAAAAGAUCCACGACGCAUAAGCUUCUUAUUUUGGAACUAGAUAUCUAGUCAAUAAUGUGGUGCUAUUAAUAGUUUA
This is a messenger RNA of Paralichthys olivaceus (Japanese flounder), 1538 nucleotides long. The record is from RefSeq and is a predicted model, not a curated record. Lineage: Eukaryota; Metazoa; Chordata; Actinopteri; Pleuronectiformes; Paralichthyidae.